AUGUAUAUUUUCUUUUUAAUUGCAUCCAAUACACCGGAUAAUAUAGAAAUUGACGGAGAAAUUAUUACAAUGCCUCCUCCAGAUAUGAUAGGCUAUGGAAAGAAAAAUCCAUUCAUGGACAAAAUGAAAGAAAUUAUCAAAUCAAAAGACCAAGAAAAAAUCAAAAAGAUGCUAGCAAACUUUGUUAAAAUUGAAGAUCCUAUACCAUUACGUACUGAAGAUGAAAAAGAGUCUAAACCUCUUGAAGAUUGCGGUGUUGCAAACACAAUUCGUCUUGAUGAUGGAAAAUGCAUAUGCAAAGAUGGUUACAUAUCUGAUGAUAGUAUUUUGACAAGAGGGUGCUGGUCUUGUGACCAUUGUUCUCCUAAUGCAACUUGCGAAUAUCCUGGAGAGUGCAAAUGCCAACAUGGGCUAGUAGGUGAUGGUAAUACAUGCUAUGCACCCAAACCAUUUGUAUAUAAUGCAACAAUUAAUCGAGAUAAAAUACUUGCAACUUUUCAAACCCCCUUAGAAUAUCAUAUCUCCGAAACAUAUUGUCGUUUUGGUAUCUACGAAUCUCAAGGAAAUAUUAUAAAUACAAAUACUGUUGAAUGUAUUUGUUCCCUUGAAACGAAACCUUCAACAAUUACCAUCUCAUUCGAUAGACAGCAAUGGUCAAAUCCAGUUACUCUUGUAGAUAUUUCUCCAAAGUUCCCGUGGAAGAAAGUUUCUUUAAUCUUUGCUUUUGUUGUAGUUGCAUUAGGAAUAUUCGCUUACAUAGGUUCAACGAGAAAGAGAGAAACGAAGUCCGACUCAUUAACUCCAUUUCUGGCAAAGGAUCCUAAAAAUACUUAUCAGAGUACUAGAAGACGUGAUAUUUAG
Molecule: messenger RNA, 861 nt
Organism: Trichomonas vaginalis G3
Lineage: Eukaryota; Parabasalia; Trichomonadida; Trichomonadidae
Exons: 1
Coding region: 1-861 (286 amino acids)
Source: RefSeq, a predicted model, not a curated record